UCUCUCUCUCUCUCUCUCUCUCUCUCUCUCUCACAAAUCUCAUUGCCUAAAAAACCAGAUUCUUCCUUGAAAAUGACAAGCCUAUACAAUUUUCUUCUCUUCAUCUCUCUCAAGCACGUACUCAUCUCAGGUGUUUUAUCAGCUUCAUUCACCAUAACCAACAACUGCACAUACACCGUAUGGCCCGGUGCAUCUACUCAAAGAGGGGAAGCACCCUCACCAACAGGCUUCGUCCUCCAAAGGGGCGAGUCCAAAGCGCUGUCCAUUCCCAACGGCUGGAACGGUAGAUUCUGGGGCCGCACCCAUUGUUCGGUCGACCCUUUGGGCAAUUUCGUCUGCGGGACUGGCGACUGCGGAUCCGGCAAGCUAGAAUGCAACGACAACGCUGCGCGACCUGUAACGCUGGUCGAGUUUGCGCUGAAUGGUUUUGCUGGUCUCGACUUUUAUGACGUCAGCUUGGUGGAUGGGUUCAAUUUGCCUGUUUUGGUGGUCCCGCAGGGUGGUAAUGGUAGCUGCAGGAGCACUGGGUGCGUGGGGGACCUCAACGCGGCAUGCCCCUCGGAGCUGCGUGUGCCGGUAGCGGGUGGGAAUGAGACCAUGGCCUGCAGGAGCGCGUGCCAGACGUUCGGUGGACCGCAGCAUUGCUGCGGGCGUAUUUACGGGACGAACUGCACCACGACUUCGUAUUCGCGGUUCUUCAAAGAAGCGUGCCCGCGGGCGUACAAUAAUCAGUACGACGACACGAAUACCACGUUUACGUGCCCCUCCACGGCGUACGUUAUCACCUUCUGCCCUACCAUUGGAAGGUACGUGCGUUCAUCAAAUGGCGGGCAUCGUAAUGCAUCCAAAGAGCUACCACUCGUAAACAACACCAUGGUCUCCGUGGACGGUGAUGAGGCCAGCCACGCCUUGCCGCGGUUCCAGCAUGGCCAGCUCCUUGCCCUUGCCAUAGCAGUUUUGGGCGCAUCAUGGCCGUUGCCGCUGUUCUAACUCCUUGUUAGUUUAAGAAACUUGUACAUGUAAUACAUUAGGCUGUGGCCCACCAUUUUGGCGGACGUGAUAAGGCCUGAUUGUUGGUACAUGUGCAUACAUAUGUGUACAAUAUAUGGCCUUAGAUAGUCACUGAUUUUUGAUCGACGGCUCGAAAUUACUGCAUGAGAUAAAGAUACAAUUAAGAUGGUCUGAAAGGAAAUCGUCAAGAAUGAUAUCUGGAAAAUCUGAAGUAAAAAUAGUAUUCAUCCCUAUUUUUGGAGAAA
This is a messenger RNA of Magnolia sinica, 1256 nucleotides long. Its product is annotated as thaumatin-like protein 1b. The record is from RefSeq and is a predicted model, not a curated record. The coding region runs from base 73 to 990 and encodes 305 amino acids. Gene Ontology annotation, biological process: defense response. NCBI's taxonomy places the organism in Eukaryota, Viridiplantae, Streptophyta, Magnoliopsida, Magnoliales, Magnoliaceae. Gene Ontology annotation, cellular component: extracellular region. The transcript has 3 exons.